GAAGAUGAGCAGGAGCCGUCAAGAAAUGGCUGAGUUAUCGAAAAAACUGUCAUUAUUGAGGAGACCAUCCCUGAGGGGGGGUACAGGGAUUUUUCAAAAAAAAAAAAAUUUUUCUCCGAAUUAUUCACAACAUAUAUAAAUCGACUCAGUUUUUAACGCUAAUUCCGAAUUUGAUAUUAGUUUUGAACUAAAUCGUAGCUUUCUAACAAAACAUCCCCUGGAAAAGGUCUCAAAAUGCAGAAAAACUGCAUGAAGAAAGCAAAUAGACUAGAUAUGUCUCAGAUGAUAAAAAACAAACUGAAUAUCCCUGUUCACUUUUUGAAGUACACAUAACACUCGGAUUUAAAUUCGAUGUUUUCGCAUUUAUUUAUUCCAAACUAGAUAUUACAGUUUGAAAAUUGAUCAAUCUUCAACUUUAUUUCAUAACUAUAUUAUUGAGAUUCUCUUUUAUUGAUUUGUAUUUUUCACAUCAAUUUAUUAUUAAAGUCUUGAAUUUAAAAUAUAUCUUUUUUUUAUUAUAUCAUAAAUAUUCUAAUAUUUAAUUAAGAUUCAUAUUUUAACUUUUUUUUUUUUUUAUAUAUUGUGAUUCCAUUUUUUAGACGCUCUUCUUCGUUCACUUUCAUAUGAUUCAACAACAAUUGAUAAUGAAACAGUUAAAUUAAAAGUACAUCAAUAUGAAGAAGAUAUGACAGAAUUAACACGACAACAUUUAGCUGUUUAUCGUGAACGUUUAGAAGAUUCAAAAAAACAAUUAGAUAUUAAAAUUGAUGAAUUAGAAUUAAAAAAAUCUUCAAUUGAAAAUAAUUCAACAAAUCAUAUAUCAACAUUUUCACAUACACCACGUUCAAUAAAUACUAAUACUAAUCAUAAUAAUAAACGAUUAAAAUCAUUUUUAAGUACAAGUGCGGAAAAUUUAACUCUAACACCUAUACAAGAUACAAUAGCCAGUCAUCCACAUUUACUUGAUGUUUCAUUUUUAACAUCAACUCCAUUAAAAAUAACUGAUCAUCAAGCUUAUUUUCCUAAUCAUAAAGAAAGAAAAAAUGAAACAAUACGUUCAACUUAUCGAACAACAACACAUGGUUCUAUAUCAACAAAUAAUCAUCAAUAUGAUUAUUCAACAAAAAUAAAUAAUCAAAAUAAUGGAAAUUUAUCAAAUAUGGAAGGUUUAAGUAAAAGUCAACAAGCUAUUUUAGAUGAAACUGAUAAGCUUGUUAAAGAUUCACAACAAUUACAUACAGAAUCAGCUUCACAAUUUGAACGAGCACGAGAAAGUUUAUUAUAUAGGUAA
Messenger RNA from Rotaria sp. Silwood2, 1291 nucleotides. NCBI's taxonomy places the organism in Eukaryota, Metazoa, Rotifera, Eurotatoria, Philodinida, Philodinidae. The record is from the annotation of a GenBank genome assembly.